This is a messenger RNA of Mycotypha africana, 939 nucleotides long. RefSeq lists its product as uncharacterized. Gene Ontology annotation, cellular component: Golgi apparatus. The transcript is spliced from 7 exons. Bases 1 to 939 code for a protein of 312 amino acids. NCBI's taxonomy places the organism in Eukaryota, Fungi, Mucoromycota, Mucoromycetes, Mucorales, Mycotyphaceae. The record is from RefSeq and is a predicted model, not a curated record.
AUGACACUUCAUUCCGCCUCAUCUUCAAGUUUUUUAAGCGAGACAGAAGAAAAUCAUUAUAAUAUCAAUGAAAAUAAAAUCAUAGACAUGUUACUCGCCAUUUUCGAAGCGAUUGUCGUCAUUAUAUUGGAAUCAAUACUCUUCGAUCGUUUUCAGAAAAGAAUACCACCCGAUGUAAACAUAGAGGAAGGUCUAACAAAAGGUAUUCCUGUCUAUUUGGUUAUAUUCAUUAUAUCACUCGUGUUUCAAGUAGCACUCGCAUGGGAUGCGGUUUACAACAAGAAUACAAUUCAAGUAAUCGCUUUCAAUUUAUUCAACUUAUGCUGUUUCAUCUAUGCGGUUUUCCAAUUCAAGCAGAUAGCUAGGGCAUUGAAAGAUACACUAGGAGAUAGAGCUUUGGUUUGGGAUUUGCAAAAGUUCAUCAUAGCUAACCCCAUCAUCAUUGGUAUCUGUCAGUUGGUUUAUUUCUAUUUGGGAGCAAGAUUGUAUUUGGAAUUUGGCUGGCGAGUCUAUAAAAAAAUCGGGGCUGAUCCUGAUAUACGAAAUAUGUACCGUUGGUAUCAGAUCUUUCUCACUAUCCUAAAACUAGACAUUUUCUUCUUCCUGGGCUAUUCUGUGCAGUAUCUGGUGCUCGUCCUACAAAAAGGUGACGCAGAAUAUCCUUUAACGAUAGUUGCAUUACCGCUGAUUUGCAUCGGUCUAUUGCUUGCUGUAUAUGCUAUAAAGCAUGAGUCAAAACAGAUGAUCAUGUUGUUCUUCUUGGGUUUGGCUGCAGGUGUUGCCUAUUUUAUAUUCAAGAUCUGUCGUAUGUAUGACGAAUCACAAGCAGCAAAGUACUUGUAUGUUAAACAGGUCCUUACUUUCUUCGUACUGAAAACCGCAAAGGAGACUAUAGAUGAAGAAGAAAAUGAAAAUAGCCGCACUUUGUCACUCGAUUGA